AUGUCUGAUUUGGCCUUCAACAACUACUGCAUUACCUGUGAUCAGUUGUGCUCCCACAACUCGAUCUACUGUUCGGAAUCGUGCAAGACGGUGGAUGAACAACAAUCAUCGCAUAUAAUACAUCGUCACGAGGACUCGCCUUCGGCCACCACUUCCGAGGAGUUGGUGUCGCCCUUGUUAGCCCCCAACAUGUACCAGCACUACAACGGCAGCCAGUCGUACGGGCAAGACUUGUCCAAGUCGCCCUUGCUCCUUCCCUCCAACUACUAUACCACCUCCAGCGGCGAGGACUCCAACAGGGACUUGGACUACUUCGACUUGAACUACUCGGUGCAGUCCAACACCAACUACGCGUUGGCCAACACCAGUGCCAGCUCCGAGUUGUUGAGCAGCAUUCCUUCCACCAGCCACAACUACAGAAAGUGGUUGACUGCUUGCUUGUAG
Messenger RNA from Suhomyces tanzawaensis NRRL Y-17324, 444 nucleotides. RefSeq lists its product as uncharacterized. The transcript has a single exon. The record is from RefSeq and is a predicted model, not a curated record. The coding region runs from base 1 to 444 and encodes 147 amino acids. Lineage: Eukaryota; Fungi; Ascomycota; Pichiomycetes; Serinales; Debaryomycetaceae.